AAAAAAAGGACCGCAUGUACCCACAUGCUGAGAAGAAUCGAAGUGGAGACCCUUUUUGACAGCCACCCGAGUUCAUCGGUGUCGUGUUGCUGUAAUGUGGAAACAGAGACGAGAUGCCAUUGGGGAGGGAAGUCGCCCUUAUCCCAUAGAAGGCAUCGCGGUUAAGCGUUUUUUUGGUGUCGACCCUCUUCUGGCGGAGAUGACGAGUCACUGAGGAAGUUAUGCUGGAUGGAAGACAGGCAAGGAGACGGGGAUGGUGGAGGAGCCUUUCUAUGGUGUGGCUUGAUAUGAAAAGAUCCCCUAUUCCAGCACUCCUGGGAUUUGCCUUACUUCUGGGCGGACUUGGCAUUCAAGUCUGGAAUGAAGACAAGGCAGUCAGGAGAGCUCAGGAUCUGGAUGAAGGACUUGCAGAUGUGACUCGCAUCCAGGCCUCAAAGAUUGAUCUAGUGAAUGAGGGAAAGUUGGUGUAUGUGGUUGGGAGGCUGAACAUUCCAGAGCCCUUGGAGGAUCCCAUGCAUAAAGUUGCCAUUCGAGCAGUGAAGUUGCGGAGGAGGGUACAAAUGUUCCAAUGGAUAGAAGUGGAAAAUAGAAUUGAGGAGGAGCAGCAGGAUGCCAGUUCCCACAGUUCCUAUUCCUAUGACCAGGACUGGAGGGAUCGCCUCAUUGACAGCAGUGCCUUUCAGUUUAGAUAUGGCCAUGAGAAUCCCAUAAAGAUGCCUUUGGAAACAGAGCUCCAGGUGGCAUCACAUGUGUAUGUGGGAGCCUUCCACCUUUCUCAACACUUGAUCCAAGGAUCGUUUGGUCACUUUCACCCACUGACUGGGGAUGAACAGCCCACAGAUCAGAGGAUCAAGUUGCAUGCUGGGCUGUACUUUCACUGUGAGGAUUUAUUUAAGCCUCGAGUUGGAGACAUCCGUAUCCAGUUCUCCUAUGCUGGUCUUGCAGAUCCUCACCUUCCCUCCAUGGUUAGUGUGCUGGCUAGACAAGAAGGGCAGGAGCUUGUGCCAGCAGUGACAAGGUCUGGGAAUCUGUUAUUUUCAUUGCAUGAGGGUCAGAUGAGCCUUGAAGACCUCAUCUCCAUGGAACACCUGGCCAACAAGUCAUCCACAUGGGUGCUUAGAAUAGUGGGCUCCUUUCUCAUCCUCCUUGGUACAUCAUUCAUCCAACGUCCUCUUCUCCUCCUGUUGCCCCAUGUCCCUAUAAUGAGAGAGAUGGUGUCAGGAGAUGGACUGUCACUGGCUUUCUCCAUGUCUGCUUUCAUGAGUCUCCUUGUUAUUGGAUUGUCUUGGAUGUGGCUGAGGCCCAAGGUAGCUGCCAUCCUCCUUGUGUCAGCCAUGUUCCCUGCAGUGUGGUCUCGCAUUCGAGACACUCAUGAGCCUGCUGCAAUGCGUUCCAUCUGACUCACACUUCUUCCAGUAAUGGUGCUGUUUUAUGUAUGCCAUUUGUCAUUGUCAUUUAAUUUACUG
Molecule: messenger RNA, 1466 nt
Organism: Darwinula stevensoni
Lineage: Eukaryota; Metazoa; Arthropoda; Ostracoda; Podocopida; Darwinulidae
Source: the annotation of a GenBank genome assembly